AUGCCCUCAGAGCCAGAAGCUACAGAGGGCAUGCCUGUGGCUGCUAGUGCUGGCAGCCAUGCUAGCCCACAUGCCUGGAGCAGCUGCAUCUUCCCUUCGAGCACAGCCCUGGCAUCUGAGAGAGCCAGUGCCAUCUUGCAGCAGGAGGAACAGCAGGAUGCCAUCUGCCCACUGCUCUUCAUCCAGCUCAACCAGCUCCUCAGCACCCCAGCAGGGCUGGAGUGGAGAGAGACAGCCAGGUGGAUGAAGUUUGAGGAGAAGGUGGAGGAUGGUGGGGGGCGUUGGAGUGCACCCCACGUCCCAGCCCUCCAGCUGCACAGCCUCUUCCAGCUGAGGGUGUGCCUGCAGGAAGGAACCAUUCUCCUGGACCUGGAUGCAUCAAGCUUCAAGGAAAUAAUUGACCAGGUGCUUUCUGGGCAGCCCGAGGGAGUGGGGCUGCAGCCCGAGCUACGGCAGCGCCUGGCAGCCCUCCUGCUGCUCCAGCCACGGCACCAGCCCUCCAGAGCCCUGCUGCAGCUCCUUGCCGAGUGUGGCGUCGCUCCCUGCCGAGGGAAGGCCAAAAGCUGUCCUGAGCCUGGAGCCCAGCUCUCUGAAACGCCUCUUGAGGAGCAGCUGAGAAACCGACUCCAGAAGAAGAUCCCACGGGGGACUGAAGCAGCCCACGUUGCCGUGGGUGAAGUUGACUUCCUGGAGAAGCCCUUCACAGCCUUCGUCCGCCUCAGGAGAGGGGUGGCCCUCGGCUCACUGGCCGAAGUUGCUCUCCCCAGCAGGUUCCUCUUCAUUCUGCUGGGUCCCCAAACCAAAGUGAAAGCCUAUCAUGAGGUUGGCAGAGCCAUGGCCACACUGCUGACAGAUGAGCACUUCCGCAGGGCUGCCUGGCAGGCUGAGUGCCGAGAGGACCUCCUGGCAGGCAUGGAGGCAUUCCUGGAUGAGCUGACUGUGCUUCCUCCUGGAAAAUGGGAUCACAGUGCUCAGAUUCCUCCACCCAGCUGCCUACUGCCUCCACACAGGUAGGCUGGAGGGAGGACACCUGCAGCCUCUGCCAGCUCCUCCACGGGCAAUGGGGACAUGGCAGCAGCUGCGGGCAGAGCCAGCCUGAGGCACUCACACUCUGGGGAUGAGCUGGAGAGGACAGGCAGGCUUUUUGGGGGCCUGUGGCAAGACAUCCAGAGGAAGCUGCCAUGGUACAGCAGUGACUUCUCUGAUGCCCUGCACCCCCAGUGCCUCUCAGCAGUGCUCUACAUCUACCUGGCAACAGUCACCAAUGCCAUCACCUUUGGGGGCAUGCUGGGGGACGCCACUGCCAACAUGCAGGGAGUGAUGGAGAGCUUCCUUGGCACAGCCUUUGCCGGCUCCAUCUUCUGCCUCUUUUCUGGCCAGCCUCUGACCAUCCUGAGCAGCACCGGCCCCGUGCUGGUCUUUGAGCGCCUCCUCUUCUCCUUCAGCCAUGACCACGACUUGGACUACCUGGAGUUUCGCCUCUGGAUUGGGCUCUGGGUGGCCUUCUUCGGCGUGGUCUUGGUGGCCACCGAGGCCAGCCACCUGGUGCGGUACUUCACCCGCUUCACUGAGGAGGGCUUCUGUGCCCUCAUCAGCUUGAUAUUCAUCUGUGACUCUCUGAAGAAGAUGCUGAGCCUGGCAGACACCUUCCCCAUCAACUGGCAGUACCGGCUGGACAACGUCACCUCCUACAGCUGCAUCUGCAACCUGUCCAGCCCCGGUCACAGCUCUGCAGGGAACGGAACGCUGCUGCCCUCACCCCUGGACCCCCAGCAGCCUCCUGCUGCCCUGGCUGGCCUGAGCCGGACCCAGUGCUUGGAUCAAGGUGGGCACCUCCUGGGGACUAGCUGCCAGUAUGUGCCUGAUGUCACUCUCUUCUCCUUCCUGCUGUUUGGGGGCACCUUCCUCUCCUGCACUGUGCUCAAGCUCUUCAGGAGCAGCCGUUACUUCCCUGCAGGGGUGAGGAAGCUGGUGAGCGACUUCGCCAUCGUCCUGGCCAUCCUCGCCUCAUGCGCUGUCGAUGCUGCCCUGGGCCUGGAGACGCCCAAGCUCCUCAUCCCCAGCGAGCUCAAGCCCACGAACCCGGAGCGCGGCUGGAUCGUCUUCCCCUUCAGAGCCAACCCCUGGUGGGUCUGCCUGGUGUCUGUGGUGCCUGCCAUCCUCGCCACCAUCCUCAUCUUCAUGGACCAGCAGAUCACGGCUGUCAUGCUGAACCGCAGGGAGUACAAGCUGCAGAAAGGAGCAGGCUUUCACCUGGACUUCCUCUGUGUCUCCCUCCUGAUGGUUGUCACCUCUGCCACCGGCCUCCCUUGGUAUGUCUCAGCCACUGUCAUCUCCCUGGCACACAUGGAAAGCCUGAGGAAGGAGAGCAUGGCCUCAGCUCCCGGCGAGCAGCCCGAGUUUCUGGGCAUCAGGGAGCAGAGGCUGACUGGCCUGACUGUCUUCACCCUGAUGGGAGUCUCUGUCUUCAUGGCACCUGUCCUCAAGCACAUCCCAAUGCCAGUGCUCUAUGGAGUCUUCCUGCACAUGGGGGUGGCGGCACUCAACAGCAUCCAGCUCACGGACCGCGUGCGGCUGCUCCUGAUGCCAGCCAAGCACCAGCCAGACCUCGCCUACCUUCGCCAUGUGCCCCUGCACAAAGUGCACCUCUUCACCUUCAUCCAGCUGCUCUGCCUGGCUCUGCUCUGGGUUAUCAAGUCCAGCAUGGCAGCUAUUCUUUUCCCAGUAAUGCUGCUGGCCCUGGUGGGGAUCCGGAAGGGACUGGAGUGCAUCUUCUCCCUGCAUGACUUGAGCUGGCUGGACAGCCUCCUGCCCAACACAGCCAGCAAGGAGGCAGAGGGGAGACAGCCUAGGAAGCAGCAGGUGGGGGGAUGCAAUGGCGAGGAGGUAAGUGAUGUCUUGCCUGCUGUGCUCCUUCACAGCCAUCCCCAGGGAUGCUUGAAUGGGGGAGAUGCGCCAGGCCUGAACUAA
Messenger RNA from Dryobates pubescens (Downy woodpecker), 2970 nucleotides. It is a transcript of the gene SLC4A9, whose product is annotated as solute carrier family 4 member 9. Gene Ontology annotation, molecular function: sodium:bicarbonate symporter activity; monoatomic anion transmembrane transporter activity; solute:inorganic anion antiporter activity. Gene Ontology annotation, cellular component: basolateral plasma membrane; plasma membrane. NCBI's taxonomy places the organism in Eukaryota, Metazoa, Chordata, Aves, Piciformes, Picidae. The record is from RefSeq and is a predicted model, not a curated record. Gene Ontology annotation, biological process: bicarbonate transport; transmembrane transport; monoatomic anion transport. The transcript has 21 exons.